GGAGCAGGGAUAGGGGGGCUUUGCUGGUGCUGAGAGCAAAUAAUCGCUGGAGGAGCUGAAAAGCGCAAGUGUCACGAGUGUGACUUAUAUUAUAUUAUAUAUAUGUGUGUGUGUGUGUGAGAGAUACAAUGUGAGAGCAGACACAUCCUCCUCUUCUACAAUCAGCAGCGGCAGAGUCGCAUCAUCAUGAGACGCAGGAAGAUCGCAGUGGCGGCGGCUUUAUGUCUCUCCUUCUUUAUUGCGACUUUACUCAACUUGCUCUGCGCCCCCGGCUUCGAUCAUCAUCAUCAGCAGCAGCAGCAACAGGAGCAUCGGCGACCCCGGGAUUUGCUUCUGCAGCAACUGAGAGAGAGAUACGAGGAGGUGCAGCGCUACAGACACCACCAGGCGACCCCUCCGACCCCAGCCUCGGCGAGGCUUCUCCGACCCCUGGAGAGACGACUCAUGGACCUGACACAACCCCGGGACAAAUGGGAAUAUAACAAGGUGGAAGGGGACACUUUAUCCCCAGCGCAGCCCGAAAUAGACGCGACCCCCCGGCUCAGCUGCCGACACAUCAGCACCGACCUGCGAUACUUGGGCUCCGGUUACACCAAAUCCGUCUAUAAAUCGCUCCUCAAUGGCAGCGUCUCGGUGGCGCUCAAAUCGGUCGAUUUUGGGGGGCACGACAUCCAGAAUUGUGUCCGACUGUAUCAGAGGUUAGAGGAUUGUUACAGACUGGCUUCAUUCAAGAUCCUCAAGGAGAUGAUCCUCCUGCAACGACUCCAGCACCCAAAUAUCCUGCAGUUGUAUGGUUAUUGUUACCAAGACAGCAAUGAUAUUUCAGACACACUGACCACCAUCACUGAACUGGGUUCCCCACUGGAGAUGAUUCAGCUGUUACAGUCCCCUUGGGAGGACAGAUUUCGAAUAUGCCUGAGUUUAAUCCGACUUUUGCAUUAUCUGGCGCAUUCUCCCCUCGGCUCCAUAACGCUGCUGGAUUUUCGGCCGCGCCAGUUUGUGGUCGUUGAUGGUGAACUGAAAGUUACCGAUCUGGACGACGCGAGCAUGGAAGAGACCCCUUGUUUCAGCCACAGUGACUGCUUUUUGGAGUUCCCGGCAAGAAAUUUUACACUUCAGUGCUCGGUGGAGGGUAAAUGUCAAAACAUGAACGAAAAGAGGAACCUCUACAAUGCCUACAGGUUUUUUUUCACGUAUCUUCUGCCACACAGCGCACCAUCUUCUCUGCGGCCACUUCUGGAUGCUAUAGUCAAUGCAACAGGUGAAUUGCGGUGGGGGGUCGACGAGGCUCUCGUCCAGCUUGAAAAAGUAUUUCACCUCUAUCGGAGUGGAUUGUACCUGCCAAACGUUACAGAUAUUCCUACAGGGGAAUACAAAGAAGUGGCCCAUGCUGUCGUUGCAGAAGAGGAUUAUAGAUGUUGGCCGUCCUAUCACCACAGUGGAUGUCUACUCUCAGUUUUUGAUUUAAAUGAAGCCAAAGAUGUGUGCAGGAGCCAUUCACAAUGUCAGACGUUUGUCUGGACGAAUCAGACAACUUGGACAGGUCGACAGCUUGUCUUCUUCAAGACUGGUUCACGAACACUUGUUUCAGAUCCUGACAAGACAACGUACCUGAAAGUGACGGGCUGAAGCAUACCAAGGCGCGGUGUUGCUUUAUUUGGUGG
Xenopus laevis (African clawed frog) is the source of this 1664-nucleotide messenger RNA. RefSeq names its product protein kinase domain containing, cytoplasmic L homeolog (gene pkdcc.2.L). Bases 187 to 1629 code for a protein of 480 amino acids. Gene Ontology annotation, cellular component: Golgi apparatus; extracellular region. Gene Ontology annotation, biological process: skeletal system development. The transcript has 7 exons. The record is from RefSeq and is a predicted model, not a curated record. Gene Ontology annotation, molecular function: non-membrane spanning protein tyrosine kinase activity; ATP binding. Lineage: Eukaryota; Metazoa; Chordata; Amphibia; Anura; Pipidae.